Messenger RNA from Apodemus sylvaticus (European woodmouse), 1023 nucleotides. RefSeq names its product cysteine rich tail 1 (gene Cysrt1). The record is from RefSeq and is a predicted model, not a curated record. The transcript has 2 exons. Bases 372 to 800 code for a protein of 142 amino acids. Lineage: Eukaryota; Metazoa; Chordata; Mammalia; Rodentia; Muridae.
UGUCUGGGUAACCCCAGCACGUCUGAAGACCCCAGAAUCUGAAGGCCUGCCUCCACUUCCCUUCUGGGGCCAUGACCCAAGGAGGUAGGGCAUACUCAGAUGAAUCGUGAUUGAGUCACCCCAGAUUGGCAAAUGCCCCUUAAAGCCCAAACAUUGGCCUCCACCCAUCUGGGAAUGAGGGGUGACUGGCUGCUGUGCUCUAGUUGUUGAGGCCUCUUAGGAUCUUGGGAACCCCAUCUUUGAGCUCCGCCCCACAGCCCCACCCCUCUCUGGAAGGGAAAAGGCACUUGCUGGUAGCUCUCCUCAGGCACUGGGACCUGGAGCUGGAGGACCACAGAGACAGACUGCUGCUGCUUGCCGCAGCCUGAGCCAUGGACCCCCAUGAGAUGCUUGUGAAGAAUCCGUACGCCCACAUCAGCAUCCCUCGGGCUCAGCUGCGGUCUGACCUGGGGCAGCAGUUAGAGGAGGUUCCUUCCUCAUCUUCCUCCUCUGAGACUCAGCCUCUGCCUUCAGGAACCAGUACGCCAGAACCAGUGAGCCUCCUACAAACUACGGAAGCCUCGGGGCCCAAAGGUAUCAAGGGCAUCAAGGGUGCGGCUCCUGAGCAGAGCCAGCAGACCUGGCACUCGCCCUGCGACCCCUAUAGCAGUGGGCAACGUCCGUCAGGACUGACCUACGCCGGCCUGCCGCCUGUGGGGCGUGGUGACGACAUCGCCCACCACUGCUGCUGCUGCCCUUGCUGCUCCUGCUGCCACUGCCCUCGCUUCUGCCGUUGUCACAGCUGUUGUGUUGUUUCCUAGCUGACUGCCCAGCCUCCAGGGCCUUGGGGCCCAGGUUUCUGCUCAAUGCCAAAGCAGUGCUGGACAUCAGGAGCAGCCAUUGUCAGGAGCAUCAGCCGUUUCCUGCCCUGGGCAGGGGAGCCUGCCCACCAGGAAGGCUCAGCUGGAGCCCUCUGGAAUAGGUUCCAGCCAUUAGCCAUGCUGGCAGCAACAGGAAGACCCUUCACGUCCUGCAAGACUUGGC